Colletotrichum aenigma is the source of this 1653-nucleotide messenger RNA. It is a transcript of the gene btgE, whose product is annotated as putative beta-glucosidase btgE. Gene Ontology annotation, molecular function: glucan endo-1,3-beta-D-glucosidase activity; 1,3-beta-glucanosyltransferase activity. The record is from RefSeq and is a predicted model, not a curated record. Bases 1 to 1653 code for a protein of 550 amino acids. The transcript is spliced from 3 exons. Lineage: Eukaryota; Fungi; Ascomycota; Sordariomycetes; Glomerellales; Glomerellaceae. Gene Ontology annotation, cellular component: extracellular region; cell surface; fungal-type cell wall. Gene Ontology annotation, biological process: cell wall organization.
AUGAAGGGCUCCAUCUUCGCUGCCGCCGCCGCGGCCAUUGGCGGUGUCAACGCUGCUUCCCACCACCGCCACGCUCACGGUGAGCUGUUCAAGAGAGGCGCCGAGGCCUCGGUCUGUGUCCCCGGAUGCACCACCAUCUACACCACCAUCCACGGCGAGCCUACGCUGGUUCCCAACCCUCCCAGCAAGCCUUCCACUGCUGCCAGCGCUCUCCCCUCCGCCGCCACCUCGGCCCCCGUCGCGCCCAAGCCCACGUCCACCUACAAGCCCCCCGUGGACCUCCCGACUCCCGUUCCCGAGAUCUGCCCUACCCCCGGCACUUACACCUUCCCGGCCACCACCAUCACCGUGAGCCAGACCACCACCGUCUGCGGCGCCCAGACUACCGCGGUCCCCUCCGGCACCCACACCUUCGGAGGUGUCACCACCGUCGUCCAGAAUGCCACCACGGUUGUGUGCCCCUACGCCACUGAGAAGACCACCAACGGUGUCGUCACCUCCGUCGUCGAGACCACCACCUACGUCUGCCCUACCCCGGGAACUUACACCAUUGCUCCCACCACGGUGACCGUUACUGUCCCGACCACCACCUGCGUCUACCCCGUCGUCACCACCGUCGUCCCUGGUACCUACACCCGCCCCGAGGUCGUCACCACCGUUGUCGAGACCAGCGUCGUCGUCGUCUGCCCCUUCACCUCUGAGGAGCCCAAGCCCACCACCACCUCCGUUGCCCCGGUCCCUACCACCCCGGCUCCCGCUCCCACCACCUCUGCCGUCGAGGCCCCCAAGCCCACCACCGAGGCUCCCGCCCCUGCCCCGACCACCUCUGCCGUCGAGGCCCCCAAGCCUUCCAGCGCUUCCUCCUCCGCCCCCAAGCCUUCUGCCACCGCUCCCUCCACCGGUGGCAACCUGGGUGGCUCUGGCGACCACUGGGCCAUGACCUACACCCCCUACGCUGAGGACGCCUCCGGCUCCUGCAAGAGCGCCGACCAGGUCGACUCCGACAUUGCCUCCAUCGCCAAGGCUGGCUUCCAGGUCGUCCGUGUCUACUCUACCGACUGCUCCACCCUCGAGAACGUCGGCUCCGCCUGCGAAAAGUACGGCCUCAAGAUGAUCAUCGGCAUCUUCGUCAAGGCCACCUGCGACCCCACCUCCCAGGAGAUCAAGGACCAGGUCGACGCCAUCACCGCCUGGGGCAAGUGGAGCAUGGUUGAGCUCGUCGUUGUCGGUAACGAGUGCAUCUUCCAGGGCCGCUGCUCUGCCUCUUCCCUGAAGCAGCUCAUCGUCUCCACCAAGGCCACCAUCAAGAGCGCCGGCUACACCGGUCCCUUCACCACCGCCGAGACCGUCGGUGUCUGGCAGCAGACUGACGUCGUUUCCGAGAUCUGCGACGCCGUCGACGUCGUCGGUGGACAGAUCCACCCCUACUUCAACGCCGAGACCGCCGCCUCCGACGCUGGUAAGUUCGUCAAGGGCCAGCUCGAGAUUCUCGAGUCCUCCCAGAUCUGCGGCUCCAAGGCUGCUAUCAACCUCGACUCCAUCCGCGAGAUCAUUGGUAGCAAGACCGUCUUCUUCUCCUUCAAGAACGACGAGUGGAAGGAGCCCGGCUCCUGCGGCUGCGAGCGCACCUGGGGUUGCGGUGACCUCUUCUAA